AUGUCGGAUGGUGAAGACGCUGCGAAGAUAAAAGAACUCUGGGGUCGCCUUGAGGGCUACGAACACGAUCCUGAUGACCCGGACUUUCUAUUACGCCGCUACUGGAUAGCACGUGACUGGGACGUGUCUGUUGCUGAGAAGCAGUUAAAGGAUACUCUUCAAUUGAGGCGGGAAACCAAACCACAACAUGUCGUCUGCGCGUUCUGUCAGAAAACACCCGGCGGUCAUGCCAUGCGCCAGGUCGGCUUCGACAAGUCUGGUCGGUCCGUGAUUUACUUGUGUUUGGCACAGUGUUGCACCAACCACCAGCCGGUCGAGAGUGCGAUUCAGCACCAGGUAUACCUGCUCGAAAACGCCGUGCGUGUCUCCAAGCAUGGCACUUACAGCUUCUUAUGGGUCAUUGAUUUAAAAGGUAUGAAGAUAACGUCAUGUCAUCCGAGGCUAGCAUUAGCGGUGGAGCACAUAGUCUCAAAUCACUACCCGGAGCGCCUGGGAGCGUGCAUCGUUGUCAACCAAGAAAUGCUUUUUCAGACGGUCUGGGUCGCCGUCCGGGGCGUCAUUCACGCGCGCACGGCCGCCAAGCUGCACAUACAUCGCCACUUCCAAAAGGUAGAAGAGGUUUUUACCGAACUGUUUCCGGAUGAGCUCAAGCGCUGGUUGUUGGAGUAA
Messenger RNA from Dreissena polymorpha, 669 nucleotides. RefSeq lists its product as uncharacterized. Bases 1 to 669 code for a protein of 222 amino acids. NCBI's taxonomy places the organism in Eukaryota, Metazoa, Mollusca, Bivalvia, Myida, Dreissenidae. The transcript is spliced from 4 exons. The record is from RefSeq and is a predicted model, not a curated record.